Messenger RNA from Vespa mandarinia (Asian giant hornet), 2240 nucleotides. It is a transcript of the gene Coq8, whose product is annotated as ubiquinone biosynthesis protein COQ8, mitochondrial. Gene Ontology annotation, biological process: ubiquinone biosynthetic process. Lineage: Eukaryota; Metazoa; Arthropoda; Insecta; Hymenoptera; Vespidae. The record is from RefSeq and is a predicted model, not a curated record.
UCAACCUUGAUACCCAUUCUGUAAGACAGUAUAAAUUUAUUUAAUGACUUAACUGCUUCUUUUUAAGAAUUUAACGAAAUAACAUUUGUUGUUUGGAAAUUUAUUUGAAUUUAAUACAAGGGGCAUAUUAAAAGAAACACGUGAAUGUCUCGAUUGUGGAUUUCUGAUUUAAUUAGUGUACUUAAAGGAUCACAAAAAGUAACAAAUGAAAUUAUAAAACAUCAGGAAGAAGCAUUCAAAUUUAUUAUCUUACAUUCUAGUAUACGAACCUCUGUAAAAAGUUGCUUAAAAGAUGUAGGAGUAAAAAUAAAUAACAUAGAUCCAAGUAAGGUUCCUGAACAAGUGGCAGUUGAAUUAAAGAAUACAUUAAAUCGUUUAAAUGUUGUUGAAAAAGGCAUGACACAGUAUAUAAAAACUAGAACUAAUCGAGCAUUGAACAUCGCUGAUGAUGAUUAUAAACCUACAGUACAUAAAACAAAAUUAUACGUGUAUAAUUCAGCAAAAGAUCCCAAGGAAAUACCUAUUGAUGAAAAAGAUAUGUCAGUAAAAAAUAAUUCAAAACAGACAAUAUCGGAAGAUAAUUUACAGAAUACUUUUAUUGCGAACAAAAAAUAUGCAACUGUCAAAGAAAAAAUAGAAACAAUAACCAAGAUGGAAAACGUACCAAAAAUUGAACUUUCUAGAAAAGAAAAGGAAAUUUUACAUAAAUUAGAGUUAGAACAUGAGAAAGCUGAAAGAAAACAGGUCUCAGAAAAUGUACUUUCUUCUCAAAAUGUCAAUGAUAAAACAGAAGUAAAACAAAAUGAUGUACAUACUUCAAAAGCUUCAACAAAACCUCAUAUUAAACCAUCUAUAAAGCCUAAACAAUCUCUUUCAGCUAAUGCAAAAGAACGAACAGUCCCUUCUACAAGACUUCAGAGAAUGGUUAAUUUUGGUACUUUGGGUAUUGGUCUUGGAAUCGGAACGAUUGCAGAAUAUACACGUAGAUCAUUAGGUUUAAAGGAACAAAGGAUGAGUGAAACUGUUGAUAAUAUGUUUCUUACUAAAGCUAAUGCAGAAAGAAUUGUCACAACAUUAUGCAAAGUAAGAGGUGCUGCUUUGAAAAUUGGACAAAUAUUGAGUAUCCAAGAUAAUACUAUUAUAAGUCCAGAACUACAAAAAGUUUUUGAAAGAGUUAGACAAAGUGCUGAUUUUAUGCCAAAAUGGCAAAUUGAGAGAGUACUUUGUUCUGAAUUGGGUUACGAUUGGCGAAAUAAAUUAACAAAAUUUGAAGAAAAACCAUUUGCUGCUGCAUCUAUUGGUCAAGUACAUCAUGCUACAUUAUUAACUGGAGAAGAUGUAGCAAUUAAAAUUCAAUAUCCUGGUGUAGCUGCUGGUAUCCAGAGUGAUAUUGAAAACUUAAUAGGCAUAAUGAAGGUGUGGAAUAUGUUUCCAGAAGGUAUGUUUAUUGACAAUUUAGUUGAAGUAGCAAAACGUGAACUUGCUUGGGAAGUGGAUUAUCUAAGAGAAGCAGAAUGUACAAAAAAAUAUAAAGAGCUUAUGAGUCCUUACAAUGAUUAUUAUAUACCAAAAGUUAUAGAUGAACUUUCAACGAGUCAAGUAUUUACAACAGAACUAGUGGAUGGUAUUCCUGUAGAUAAAUGUGCUGAAAUGGAUUUAGAAAUACGAGAAAAUAUAUGCAAAUUAAUCAUGCGUUUGUGUUUAAUGGAAUUAUUUGUAUUUCGAUAUAUGCAAACAGAUCCAAAUUGGUCAAAUUUCUUCUAUAAUCCUGAAACAAAACAGCUUGUAUUGCUGGACUUUGGAGCAUGUCGAAGUUAUGAAAAAGCAUUCAUGGAUAAAUACAUAGAAGUUAUAAAUGCAGCUAGUUUAGGAGAUAGAGAAAAAGUUUUGAAUAUAUCCAGAGAUAUGGGUUUUUUAACUGGAUAUGAAACUAAGAUUAUGGAAAAUGCUCAUGUGGAGACGGUAAUGAUACUAGGACAAAUUUUUCAAAGUGAUCGAGAAUAUUUUGAUUUUGGUGGACAAGAUGUUACGAAGAGAAUUCAAGCACUGGUUCCAACUAUAUUAAAUCACCGACUGUGUCCUCCUCCUGAAGAAAUUUAUAGUUUGCAUAGAAAAUUAUCAGGCGUGUUUUUACUAUGUGCAAAACUUAAUGUUAAAAUGAAUUGUCGUAAUAUGUUUCGUGAAGUAUACAAUAAUUAUACAUUUGGAUAAUAUUAUUAAAACUGAAGAUGAAUGAUAAA